Molecule: messenger RNA, 1200 nt
Organism: Aspergillus terreus NIH2624
Lineage: Eukaryota; Fungi; Ascomycota; Eurotiomycetes; Eurotiales; Aspergillaceae
Product: fungal specific transcription factor domain-containing protein
Exons: 3
Coding region: 1-1200 (399 amino acids)
Biological process (GO): positive regulation of transcription from RNA polymerase II promoter by galactose; DNA-templated transcription
Cellular component (GO): nucleus
Molecular function (GO): DNA-binding transcription factor activity, RNA polymerase II-specific; RNA polymerase II cis-regulatory region sequence-specific DNA binding; zinc ion binding
Source: RefSeq, a predicted model, not a curated record
AUGGCCCGUUUGAUCGAAUAUGCUUCUGAUGUGACGCAUAGGCCUACAACGAAAGAGUUAGCUACACGCUUGAGUCGCAUUGAGCACCAGCUCGGUCUCCUUCUAUCUUCCAUGGCAUCCACAAAUACUGUGUCAGGACAAGAUAGUGAACCGUCCACUGGUAACCGCGAUACUUCAAAUAUACAAACCACGAAGGCGCAGUUACCAACUUUCGCUGGCGAAACAUCGAUCAGCCACAUUUUGACACAAAUUGAAGGAUAUCUCGGACACCGAGAAUACCCCUCUCUACGGCGGGAUUCAACAUCGUCACUUGCGUCGCUCCCUAUGUCUCCUACAGAACAUGCAAAAUAUCAGCGUGGGAUUACUGAUUCCCGAAACGUCCUGACAAGGAAUGGCAUCAAGCCCGACAGAGCACAGUGGGAUGCGUUCAUGAAAACCUUUUGUGACGAAUCGCAUAUAUUGUAUCCGUUUCUUCAUAUUGCGAGCUUGUGGAACAAUUAUGACAACAUGUGGCAGUCAAAUUUCGCUACGGAAAGUCGGUCAUCUGGACAGAAUGACCAUCAGGUCGCGUAUCUUUUCAGACUGGAUGCGAAUGAAAGAGCCGAGAAAUUUCUGGCUUUAACGGUUUCCCAUGCUCAUCAUCUGGGGUUCCAUCGAUCCAAAGUGGUUUUGCAAAUGUCCGCCUUCAACGACGAAAUGGUUCGACGACUGUGGUGGUGUCUACACGCGAUGGACAGACGCAUGUCCAUUGAAACAGGACACCCAUUCAUUAUUCAAGACGUCAACGUUGACACUCCCCAGCCACGAGACCUGAGUGACGACUGGCUCACCCGCUACAAAAACGAUCCAAGAACUAGUGCUGAACUGGAUAGUGAGAUCCAUUCAGAGCUGUCUAAUAAUGAGUGUAUCACUCCGAUCCCCUACCUUAUUGCCACCAUUCGCUACUCGCGUGUCCUCGGCAAGAUAUGGGAAACCAUAUAUGGCGCCAACGUGACGGACACGUCUCCGACCCCUACGUUGCUCCAGUAUCUAGAACAUCUCGUUCAUGGUGCCCAGAAGGAAAUCAGCCCCGAUUUUUCUACCAAUCAACUGGGUGGAUCAGCCAACACACUUCCCAAUGAUUGUCCGUGGUGGCGAACAAAGCAACAGAUGCUAAUGAGAAUUGUACCGCUGGCUCUCCCUACGACUCCUGAUCCGUAA